Psylliodes chrysocephalus is the source of this 411-nucleotide messenger RNA. Lineage: Eukaryota; Metazoa; Arthropoda; Insecta; Coleoptera; Chrysomelidae. The record is from the annotation of a GenBank genome assembly.
AUGAGGAUACUUCGAAGGUUUUCAAAUGUUAUUUCUAAAUUGAAAAGCAUUAAAAUUGGAGAAGAAGUAACUAUUUCCAGGCAGAUAACGAAGGAAGAUUUGGAAAAGUUCACAUUAGUUAGUGGAGAUACAAACCCAAUUCAUUCUAUUCAUGGCGAAAAUGCCGUGGUACAUGGAGCAUUUUUAAAUUCCAUUGUAUCGAGUGUUAUUGGCACUAAGUUACCAGGUCCUGGAACCAUUGUAGUUCAGCAGAUUCUAAAUUUUCCAAAUAAAUGCUACGUGAACGAGACCGUUAUCACAACAGUAAAGAUAGUUGAAUGUAGGAAAAUAAUUAAAGUCGAUUUUAGCUGUGAAGUUGAUAAAAAUAAAGUAGUUUUGUAUGGUACAGCAAAACUUAUGAUGAAUAAAUAA